Molecule: messenger RNA, 1764 nt
Organism: Protopterus annectens (West African lungfish)
Lineage: Eukaryota; Metazoa; Chordata; Ceratodontiformes; Protopteridae
Gene: CKMT1A
Product: creatine kinase, mitochondrial 1A
Exons: 10
Coding region: 273-1604 (443 amino acids)
Biological process (GO): phosphocreatine biosynthetic process
Cellular component (GO): mitochondrion
Molecular function (GO): creatine kinase activity
Source: RefSeq, a predicted model, not a curated record
UUCCAAUGAUGGAUCGGUGAUUUUUUUUAUUUAGAUGUCGGAAUAUAAAAUGGUAGGCGGUAGCAGGCAGCUGUCAAACUACAGAGGUCCAGUGUUCUCCGUUAUUGCCCUAACAACUUAUUAACAGCAAUUUCACCUAGGAAACUCGUGGAAUGGUUAAAUGUGCCACUUAAAAGUUAUUUAUAUGAAUUAAUAUGAUUAGUGCUGUUUAGUAUGGAUGUCAGUUAAAAAAUGUGGAGCAACGAGAAACAUGGACUUUUUUAAAACUCAAAAUGUGGAGCGUCCCCCGUAAUGAGAUUCACAGGCUUCCAUUCUCUGUGUCGUGUUCUCGAAUCUUCGAUCCAGACAUGGCUAGCAGUUUCACCAGAGUUCUGACCGGCAGAAGAGCCACCAGUAUUAUAACAAUAGUGGGAGCCGGAUCCUUGGCUGGGGGCUACCUGUUAAGUCGGGACAAAGUCAAUGCAGAGAGUGACCUAAGAAGACGGCGUUAUCCACCAAGUGCAGAGUACCCUGACCUAAGGAAGCAUAACAACUGCAUGGCCAGCAGUUUAACUCCAGCCAUUUAUGCCAGAUUGUGUGACAAGGCCACCCCAAAUGGUUUUACACUUGAUCAGUGCAUUCAGACAGGAGUGGACAACCCUGGGCACCCAUUCAUCAAGACAGUGGGCAUGGUAGCUGGAGAUGAAGAGAGCUAUGAGGUAUUUGGUGACUUAUUUGACCCAGUGAUCUAUGAGAGGCAUAAUGGGUAUGACCCCAGGACCAUGAAGCACCCCACUGAUCUGGAUGCUAGCAAGAUCAGAUCAGGCUUCUUUGAUGAGCGCUAUGUCCUGUCAUCCCGUGUACGCACUGGGCGCAGCAUUCGUGGACUCAGUCUACCACCAGCAUGUACUCGUGCAGAACGGAGGGAGGUGGAAAAGGUGGCUGCAGAAGCCUUAAGUGGCCUAAAAGGAGACCUUAAUGGGAGAUAUUACCGACUCAGUGACAUGACAGAAGAAGAGCAACAGCAGCUAAUAGAUGAUCACUUCCUGUUUGACAAGCCAGUGUCUCCUUUGUUGACAGCAGCUGGAAUGGCCCGGGACUGGCCAGAUGCCCGUGGAAUUUGGCACAAUAAUGAAAAAACCUUUUUGGUGUGGAUCAAUGAGGAAGAUCACACCCGUGUCAUCUCAAUGGAAAAGGGAGGCAACAUGAAAAGGGUUUUUGAACGGUUCUGCAGGGGUCUACUUGAGGUGGAGAAGCUGAUUAAAGAGAGAGGCUGGGAAUUCAUGUGGAACGAACGACUUGGCUACAUCUUGACAUGUCCAUCAAACUUGGGAACUGGACUAAGAGCAGGAGUUCACAUCAAACUUCCUCACCUGAGCAAGGAUAAAAGAUUACCUAAGAUUCUGGAGAACCUGCGAUUGCAGAAGAGAGGCACAGGAGGUGUGGACACUGCUGCAGUUGGAAGUGUUUUUGAUAUCUCUAACCUAGAUCGUCUGGGAAAAUCUGAGGUGGAGCUGGUUCAAUUAGUGAUUGAUGGAGUUAAUUAUUUAAUUGACUGUGAGCGCAGACUGGAACGGGGACAAGACAUCAAGAUCCCAGCACCAGUAUCAAAAUUCAAAUCCUAAGUGGUCUACAACUUCUGACAUCUCUUUCAUGAACAAUACCAUAUCACUCCACAGUGGUAGCUUGUCAGGGAUUGGUACAAGCUCACCACCUGGCAUGUUUCAGCAAUGCUUUUUGUUCCUUAUUGCACUGUAAAGCAUUAAUAAACUCCAAGCUGCUGUA